CUUUUACCCCCCCUAAUAGUUAGGACUGGAAUUGCUACUUCCAUGUUUAGGGAUAAAUUGACUUUUUUUCAAGAGUAGUGAGUGAGAACCCACUUGUAUGAACUUUGCUCUUUAGUAAUUUGGGGGGAGUACUGUGGGGAGCUCUGUCUGUAUGUUGUUAGCUGUGUUUGUACUCUGCUUAGAGCCUGCGUUCUGAUUGGUUGAAACUAGUAGCUUGUGGUAAUCUGAAACCAGUGUUUUCUUGAACUAGCUGGUGGUUUUCAGGCGCACAUACAUAGCGUAUAUAUACACACAGCAAUCUUUUGUGUACACUGUGACCCUCCUGCUCCCUGCUCUUUGCUCCAUAAAGUUUAUCUGUGAGUCAAGCGCAGGGUAGUUGAUAGUGCACUCACAGACAUGAGUGGUACUGGUAAAGACUGGAAAGAGAGAGAAGCAAAUGGUGAUUUAGCAGGCAGUGGUACGGCCAGCCUUUCCGAUUCUCUCGAUGGCGUUGUUCCCCAUCCCAACAUGAAAGGCCCGAUUAAGCGCAGACAUUCUGUGCACAACUUUGCGCGUCAACUGAGUUUGCGAAGGAAGCAGAAACUUCAGAGACUUGUGAGCAAGAAUGGAGAAUGCAAUGUGGUUUACACUCAUGUGCCUUCAAGGUGGUCUGACUUCUUCACUGAUAUGUUCACAACACUCAUUGAUUUGAAAUGGAGGUGGCUACUCAUAAUAUUCUCGCUGGCAUACGUGCUGGGAUGGAUGGGUUUUACGUUCGUUUGGUACGCGCUGAUCUGGUAUCAUGGGGAUCUUGGUUACCAGGACAAAAUGGCAGACAAUGUCACAGAAUACGAAGACUGGGAACCAUGUGUUUAUAACGUGCAAAACUUCAUUGGUGCUUUCCUGUUCUCCGUGGAAACGCAGACGACGAUCGGUUAUGGUUAUCGCGGAACGAGUGAAGCAUGUUGGGCAGGAGGGGCCAUCGUCGUGAUCCAGUCUGUCUUUAGUUGCCUGGUGGAUGCCGUCUUCAUCGGUAUGGUCUUCGCAAAAAUUGCACGACCGAAGAAACGUGCCGCAACAAUUAAGUUUAGCCACAAUGCAGUCAUCGCCGAGCGAGACGGCAAGUUGUGCUUGAUGUUCAGAAUAGGAGAUAUUCGCCGGUCGCAUAUUUACGAAGCUCAUAUCAGGGGGCAACUCAUCGGACCUAAAGUUACAGACGAGGGCGAGUGCAUCCCUCUUCAUACGUACAACAUGGAUUUCAGUAACAAUACCGGGGAGGAUAGAAUCUUUCUGGUGUGGCCUAUCGUUAUUUGCCAUGUGAUAGAUGAAAAGAGUCCCCUGUACAGCAUCUCAGCUGCUGAUCUCCUGGAAAACAACUUUGAGGUGAUCGUAUGCAUGGAGGGUGUUUUAGAACAAACCGGUCUUGUCAUGCAAGCCAGAACAUCAUACUUGCCUUCCGAGAUCCUAUGGGGACAACGCUUCAGUAGCAACCUCAUCAGCAUCAACAACAACGAACAAUUCAAAGUGGACUACACCGACUUCAACUCCACCUAUGCUGUCCAGAGCAUGCCUAGCUGCAGUGCGGCAGACUUAGAGCGCAUGAGGUCAGCAGACACGGACUUAUUGAACAAUUCCAAAGUGAAGUCGUCGCCUUCGUCUGUUAAGUCUUCCCCCAAGAAAAGUGUCUUCCGAUACAGCUUGCCUAAAUCACCAAAUAGUGCCUUCAACGGAAACGGAAGCAUCCGAUUUGCGGAUGACCUGGAAAACGGAGAGAAAAACGGAGAGAAAAUGCACAUGUCCAAUUCUAAGGCCAGUAUGGCUUCUGUGGAGUCGAUGACCAAUGGCAAUGGACAUGUUACAAAUGGAAACGGGAUGAAGAGAUCGCCUUCUAGAGAGUCUCCAGUAUAGAAAUGGGCCUCCAUUAUUCUGCAUGUAUCUUUCUGCCAAGCAAGCCAGCCAGCCAUAGUGUGUGAGAAAGCCAAAACGUCUAUUAUGCAUGUUCAGCUAAAAAGCAAGAAAGCAAAUCAGCAAAGUAGCAGCAAAAUGCAACAGGAUCCUUUUGCCGGGUGAAAAAAAAAAUGACAAAAAUAUAAAUAUGUUAAUAAGAUUAAAAUUAUAAUAUAUGAAUAGCCUUUCUAUGAAUGCAUGGUGCCCAAGUAUGGUUAAGAAUGAUGCUUAAAAAUGUUACAAUUUCCAAAUAUGAUGUUAUAUAAGACUUAAUGAAUGUAUCAUGUUUUUGCCUUAUGAAAUUUGUUUUUGUAUUUGAGUGUUUCGUCAUGUCCAGUCGAUAAUGUAGAGUAAAGCUGUUGCCAAAAGUUGGAAUCAAAGUUGUAGACUGUAAUUGUUCUCUCUCUCAAUGAAUGUGAUUCACUUUUUAUAUGGCACAGUGACAAGCAGUUCCAGAACAAUACCAAUUGUAUGCGAUGUGAUAAUGGAGUGUGUUAUACCUAUAAAAUGUGGGAACAUUACAAAGUCCUUUCACAUGAUUGCAAAUCAAAAUAUUAAUUCUGUAGACGAGACAGUAAGAUAUAGAAAAUAUUUGUAGAGGAUGGUAUUUCAUGUUUUUGACUGCAUUAUGUAAUUGAUAAGACACUAUUUAAGAUGCAGAAGAAAAAAAUCAAAAGGCAUGAUGAAGUGAAUAAGUAUCCUGUCGGCCGAGAGCAAGACGACCAUUAACUCUGCGUAAUUGUGCAUGAGGCAACGCCAUCCGAGCUCUAAGCAGUUGUCCGGUUUGUUGUAAAGAAAAUGAAAUCAACCAUCUAAUAAAUGAUAAGAACUACAUUAGAUGGUUGAUUUCACUUUCUUCACCGUUCAAGACUUUCAGUCCUCGCUUCUUAAAGCUCUGUGUAUUCCAAUCUAAAUUCCAAGAGACUUUCCAAAUAAUUUUUGGUCAUAUACCAUUCUUCAACACUUGUUCACAACAACAACAACACCCAUUGAAAGAAUUUCAAAAAGUUUCAAUAUUACAUUUUGCAAUUGAUCAUGUCUCGUAGAGCCUAAGCGUAGUUUUAUAAAAUUCAUUGUUGGAAUAUUCAAUUUUUCUCCACCUUUGAUUCUGGUAUACUUUGGUAUCAGCCUCGCUCAACUGCCAGCAGGUCUUGGCAUAUGAUCAGGACUUUGAUGUUGUAUAUUUGUAAUCCAGGGUUUCUCGUUCUGGUGAUCAUUACCAUACAUGCACAAUGUAGUGAUAUUUGUUUUUCAAUGUACUGGUGAAUUGUUAAUGAUUUCAGUAUUUUUCAGUAUUCUUCAUUUCUUACACAGUAAAUUCAGUUCUUUACCUUCAGGUAUGAAAUACAUGAAAUGUUUAUAGGGUGUAUCAAUAUUUAGUUGACAUUCACAGUAUUCUGUUGUAUGAAAAAGACAGCAAAAGUACAUUGUAACAUCAAAGAAAAGUAACUUCAUUGAAGUAUUGGUAUAAGCAAAAACAUUUUGCUACACAUCACUUUGCUAAUGUAAUAAUAACCUUGAUAUUGUAGUUGAAUCCAAUAUAGGUAAUUAUCCUUUGAUUUUUUUUUAAACAUUAAGUAUUUAUAAAAUUCCUUAACUAUUAGCAUUACAUCAAUGAGAUAUUUGUCAUUUUUUAUAUGCAUUUCA
Messenger RNA from Strongylocentrotus purpuratus (purple sea urchin), 3573 nucleotides. Its product is annotated as ATP-sensitive inward rectifier potassium channel 12-like. The transcript is spliced from 2 exons. The record is from RefSeq and is a predicted model, not a curated record. Gene Ontology annotation, biological process: regulation of monoatomic ion transmembrane transport; potassium ion import across plasma membrane. Bases 397 to 1887 code for a protein of 496 amino acids. Gene Ontology annotation, cellular component: plasma membrane. Lineage: Eukaryota; Metazoa; Echinodermata; Echinoidea; Camarodonta; Strongylocentrotidae. Gene Ontology annotation, molecular function: inward rectifier potassium channel activity.